GGGGGACAAAAAAAGUGCGCAUCUUAUCAAAUAUAAGGUGGGGAUAUUGAUGGAUAGCUUGUUUAUUUCUUCAAAAGCAAAACGACAAUGCCGACGCUUUGCAGUCGGAAGAAGUUUGCAGCGGUGAUGGUUUGCCUCCAGCAAUAUUGUCACGCCGGUCAGCCACAACAAAAGUGCCGGCCUCUUCCAAAUAAGUCGUUGCCAGUCCAGCGAGCAGAGUGCUGCGCGGACGGCUCCGACGGGGAGACGACGGGACACAGCUGCGCCUCCGACCUGGAAGAGGGUGCCCCGCCGGAGGAAUCGGACAACGGCUGGAGAAUGGCGGUGAACGGCUCAGGCGGCGGCUCAGCCAGCAAGAGUGGGGCCGAGCCAAUUGCUCAGGAGAGCGAGGCUCUUGAGACGUUGAACAGAGCAGUGACUCCAGAAAAGCGAAACCGUCUGGAAAUCGAAAACUCGUGCCGCAACGAAGAGAGCGUGGACCUCUGUCGCCAGCAAGCGGGGGCCGAGCGUGCUUUGGCUGCAAAGAAAAGAUCCGAUGAAAAAACACAGCAAGUGAGAGUGAGGCAUGAAACGCUGUAUAAUUCACAAAAGAAUGAAAGCACCGAUAUAGAGGCAGAACUAAAGCAGCAAAGCGAAAGAGAAGAGGACGCGGAACUGGGGCACAGCGGAUACUGUCCCCUUAACCUUGACAGUAAGCUGCCGCUUCUGUCUAGUCACGCAAUGGCGAAGAGGAUGCUGAAGCUGAAUGGACAUGAGGCAAAAGUCUGGGUCUCGAGUCGCAAAACAACUGACGCUGAGCGAGGCAUCCCUUAUGCUGAUGAAAACGAGCAAGUCUCCUACCGUGCAAUGUUGCGAUCCCGUAACAAGUUUUACCGAUUGGUUGAGCUUGUCUGCAAGGCCUGCGAAUUCACCUUCCGCUUUACCUUCGAAACGGAUUUCGCGCCGGAUGAGGUUUUCAAAAAAAAGCUGUUUGGAUUGCAUGACAAAGAAGCUAGAGUCAGAUACCGAGCCGAUCAACAUAAGUUCCAGGAAGAGGUUUUGCUUUUAUCCAUAGAAUAUUAGAACGCACUUGGGGAAAACAUAUAAAACAUAUUUGAGGCCUAGGACUAUACAGAAAAUGUAUAUCCCGCCACAAAGCUCGCGACGUUUUCUUUCCAUCACGAUGCAAUUUACACCACAUGGGUGACUGUGCUAAUUUCAACCAGCGCAAGAAUUUUUUUUUGAGUGUCGACACAAAGAAUGUGAAUCAGG
Amoebophrya sp. A120 is the source of this 1251-nucleotide messenger RNA. The record is from the annotation of a GenBank genome assembly. Lineage: Eukaryota; Dinophyceae; Syndiniales; Amoebophryaceae.